This is a messenger RNA of Ectocarpus sp. CCAP 1310/34, 258 nucleotides long. Lineage: Eukaryota; Phaeophyceae; Ectocarpales; Ectocarpaceae. The record is from the annotation of a GenBank genome assembly.
GAGGAUCGAAAGAACACGCACACAUAAAACGAGAAAAAGGUAUCCAACAGCCCGAAGAGGUACACCUAAAAAUCCCUGCAGCACCGUAUGCGUGCCCAAAAACUGAACUGCACGUCCGUCCCACCGCUCGACUACCGUAGCAUCACCCCCUCCCUGUCCCACUCUAUACCAAAACGGAAGAUUGCCGACUACAGCAUACUACUGUCUGAAGUGCUGUCAGAAUGUGUCUACGGCCGUACAGUGAAAAAGAGCAACUAA